GAAAUAUUGUUAAAGCAUCUUUGGGAUGACAUGCAGGCUCAGUUCUUAGUGCUAGUCUUGAAUAGCUUGCAACUUUUCCAGGUCUGAAACAAAACUAAGAGUCCUACAUCCAUUUCCCUGCAAUCAAAGCACAAUAUUCUGGAUCUUAUUAGAUUUUUCUUACAGAAACAUAUUCAUUCGGGUAAUUUGGGGAAAAUGACAGAAAUCUUCUCCUACACAGCUUGCAGACAAUUAUCACAAAUGUUUUUUUCAAUAAUCUUCUUUCAUGUUUCUGAAUACAUUCUAGCAAUCUCAAUCCAUGGGAGAUCAAGAGUAACCCUUAAUUCUCUUUUAAUCAGCAAAAAUUAUCUCGUGGCAAUGAUUUUCUCAUUGCUAGAGUACUUGCUUGAAAUUUAUUUUUGCCCUGGGUUGAAGGAAUACUGGUGGAUAAGUAACUUUGGCCUUGCAAUGGUUGUUUUUGGGGAAAUCAUACGGAAAUUGGCAAUUUUAACUGCUGGCAGGUCCUUCACUCAUCUUAUCAAGAUUUAUCACGAGGAGGAUCACAAAUUGGUUACUCAGGGGGUGUAUAGAUUUAUUCGUCAUCCAGGAUAUUUUGGUUUCUUCAUCUGGUCAGUUGGCACUCAGAUAAUGAUCUGUAAUCCGGUAUCUAUAAUUGCAUUUACGGUGGUUGUUUGGCUCUUUUUCUCCGACCGGAUACCAUAUGAAGAGUACUUCUUGAGACAGUUUUUCAGGUCACAAUAUGAGGAUUAUGCACGAGGUGUUUGGUCUGGGAUUCCUUUUGUGAAGUGAGAAAUGCCCAAAGUUUGUAAUCAGGGCUUCCUUGCUCAAUCCUUCUCGGUUCGUGAAGAAUGCUUCAAAGCCUUCUUUCAUAAUGUAUCUCUCUAAUCGUGGUAGUUUCAGAUAUGUUCCUUCAGGCUUCAGAUUGGUUUGUUGUGUAUGUUAAUUUGGCAUAAAGACUUGAUGGGGAAUAUUGGCUUCGAUUGAAAUAUCUGGUCUUUUGGGUGAUAUGACUUACCAGUUCUCAAUCUUUACCCAAUGGAAAGAGUUGUAAGAGUUAUCUUAUGUUGUAAGACUUAUCUGUAAAUGACAUUGUUUUAACUUCCCCAUA
Ilex paraguariensis (yerba mate) is the source of this 1108-nucleotide messenger RNA. The record is from the annotation of a GenBank genome assembly. Lineage: Eukaryota; Viridiplantae; Streptophyta; Magnoliopsida; Aquifoliales; Aquifoliaceae.